AUGGCAGCUCGUAACAAGGUCAAAAUCAGCUUCGAUAGAUCGGAUGAGACAAUAAGAUGGUCUCUCGUCCCCCAUCUAUCGGCUGCUUUUGGUCGAAAAGGCAUUUCUGUGCUCACAGAUAAACAUGAUGAAUUCUCCAUGUCCAUUGCUUCUGUUUUGAUUUUCUCUAAGAACUACGCGUCCUCCAAGGAAUCUUUGGAUGAUUUCUUAAAGACUAUACAAAGGAGACAUGACAAAGGUCAUGUGGUGACCACUGUAUUUUGUGGAGUUAGUAGAUCUAAUGUGAAGGCAAAUUUCGCCAAGGCUCUCUUUGAGCAUUGGACUUCAUAUCAAGCAAGUCAAUGGUGCAAUGCUCUUGAAGAAAUUGCAAGCUUACCUGGCCACGAAGAUAUCAAUUUUAAAAGUGACUGCGAAUUUGUGGAAAAGAUUGCUAGAGAUGUUUAUGAGAAGAUUUUUCCGAAAGAACGAAUCGGAGUCUACUCAAGGAUGCUACCGGAUAUAGAAAACUUGCUAUGCAAGCAACAAUGGGGAGUCAAAACCAUAGGAAUUUGGGGUAUGCCAGGCAUAGGCAAGACAACGCUUGCUAAUGCAGUGUUUGAUCAAAUGUCUGGUGACUAUGAAGCAACUUGCUUACUUCAAAACUUUCAUGAAACCGUUCAAGAGAAGGGACUUUACCGUUUGCUGCAGGAACAUUUCAAGACUCUUCCAAAUCAAAAACUUAAACAAAGAGUUCUUGUUGUUCUUGAUGACGUGAGGAAUCAUUUAGAUGCAGAGUCUUUUCUCGCUGGGCUUGUCUCGUUUAGUCCUGGAAGCUUGAUCAUCAUAACCUCCAGAGACGAGCAAGUGCUUUCUCAGUGUCAAGUCAACCAAGCUUACAAGGUUGAAGGGUUAAACAAGCGCGAGGCUCGUCAACUAUUCUCCUGGUGUGCCUUUGAAAGAGAUGUGAGAGAGACGAAUCUUCUUACAGAAAUUUCUAUGAAGGUGAUCGAAUAUGCUAAUGGAAACCCUCUAGCUCUAAGAGUAUACGGCAAAGAAAUGUCAUCACACGAGAAACCAAUUCAAAAGGAGACUUUGUUUCUCAAGCUCAAGCAAGCUCCUCCACAUCAGAUUAUGGAAGUAGUCAAGAGUAGCUACUAUGCACUUAGUGACAACGAGAAGAACAUACUUGUGUAUAUUUCUUUUUUCUUCACAGGCGAAAAUAUUGAAUGUGUGUCGAAACUACUUCAAGACCUUGGUUUCUUUCCAGAGAUUGGAAUCAACCGGCUUGUGGAGAACUCUUUGGUGACUAUUUCAGAAAACAGAUUGGAAAUGCAUAGCAUGAUUCAAGCGGUAGUCCGAGAAAUUGGGAGGUGUCAUCAGCUCAAAAUCAGUGAAGACCCCAAAACAAGUUUUAAAUGUUUAUUGGGCACUACAGACAUCGAAGCCAUUUCUCUGGAUGCAUCUAUUUUUAACCAAGGUAUCAAAAUUUCUUCAUUCGGAUCCAUGUAUAAUCUUAGGUACUUGAAGAUUUACUACUCGAAUCCUGGAAAACAUCACAAGGCCCUCGAGUCUCUCUCUCUGCCUUAUGGGCUUAGAUAUCUCUGUUGGGAACAUUAUCCUUUGACGUCCUUACCACAAGAUUUUGAUCCAAGCAACCUUGUUGAACUCGAUAUGCCUUACAGUCAACUCCAAACUCUUUGGGGAGGAACCAAAAACCUCAAGAUGCUUAAGAGGAUCAACCUUCGACAUUCUCAGAAACUGCUUGAAGUUAAUGAACUCUCAGAAGCAAGAAACCUCGAGCAAGUUGAUCUCCGCGGCUGUAAGAACUUGCAGAGUUUCCCAGCCAUUCGUCAUUUGCAGAAACUCAGACUUGUUCAUCUCCCUAGUUUCACAAAGAUAAGUUUCCCAGAGUUCCCAUCUAAUUUUGAUUGUCUCAAAACUCUCAUUCUCAGUGGCUGCUCAAACUUUAUCAACUUUAAGCUGGUUUAUGAAAAUCUUGAAUUUCUACAUUUAGAUGGCAGUGCAAUCGAGAGUCUUCCUCGGACCAUCCAAAACUUCCAGAAACUUGUGUUAUUAAAUCUGAAAGACUGCAAAAUGUUGGAUUUCCUACCUGACUGUCUAGACAAGCUGAAGGCUCUUAAAGAACUAAUACUCUCUGGCUGUGAGAAGCUUAGCAGUUUUCCUGAUAUUAAGGAGAACAUGGAAAAUCUGGAGAUUUUGCUACUUGAUGGGACCUCAGUAAAAGAGUUGCCGAAGAUAUUAUUACACAGUGGGAACUUCAAAGACCAAGCACCGUGCUUAGAUGCACAUGCUUGCAGCUCACUGAAAACAGUAGCGAGUCCGCUGGCUCUUCUAAUGCCAACGCAGCAGGUCCCCUCCUCAUUCAUUUUCACUAACUGUGAAAAACUAGAGCACGACGCAAAGAAUGACAUCAUAUGCUAUGCUCACAAUAAGAGACGGAUGAUUGCAGAUGCAUUGAAUCGCCACAAUAAGGGUCUUGAUUUUGAAGCUUUGGUUACCACUUGUUUUCCUGGAUGUGAAGUUCCUGCUUGGUUUAGCCACAAAGCUUCUGGAGCAGUGUUAGACCCGGAGCUGCCACGACAUUGGAGUGAAAGUGGAUUUGUUGGAAUAGCUCUGUCUGCUGUUGUCUCGUUUCAGGACCACAAAAUUCAAAAUAACAACCUCCAGGUGAAAUGCAGAUGCGAUGAGCAACGCACAAUUAAGUCGACUCAUGUGUUCAUGGGGUACACCAAAUGGUUGAAUAUCAAUAGAUAUCAAGAAGAGGAUGGUGAGAAGGGAUGUGUUCCUACCAAGGCUUCCAUUGAAUUUGAAGUGACAGAUGGUAGUGGCAAGGUUACGAGUUGUGAGGUACAGAAGUGCGGUUUCAGUUUAGUUUAUGAAUCUGGUUCUUGGGAGGCAAGCUCAAGGACAGAGGACGUGGAACAAGUUUCUGUUUUCUCAUGA
Molecule: messenger RNA, 2943 nt
Organism: Eutrema salsugineum
Lineage: Eukaryota; Viridiplantae; Streptophyta; Magnoliopsida; Brassicales; Brassicaceae
Product: probable WRKY transcription factor 16
Exons: 10
Coding region: 1-2943 (980 amino acids)
Biological process (GO): signal transduction; defense response
Molecular function (GO): ADP binding
Source: RefSeq, a predicted model, not a curated record